CGGCAACCAUAGGUUUAAAAAGUGACACGACACUGGACUUUAUUGUAAUGUGUAAAUAACACGAGCGGUCUAUAUUAAAUUCUGUGUAAUUAUUGGUAUAAAUUUAGAAUAGUUAUGAAGAAUCAAGAUAGUGCUAUGAAGCUGGUGUCUUUUCUUCCUAAAAUUUCUUAUGAAAGACAAACUACUCUUCUAAAGUUACUUAUAUUGUCUAUUGCCGCAGUUCUUUCAUUUGCAACUCGUUUAUUUUCUGUUCUUCGAUUUGAAAGUGUAAUUCAUGAAUUCGAUCCAUAUUUUAAUUAUCGUACAACUCGCUUUCUCACAGAAGAAGGUUUUUAUGAAUUUCACAACUGGUUUGAUGACAGAGCAUGGUAUCCACUUGGAAGAAUUAUUGGUGGAACCAUUUAUCCAGGUUUGAUGGUGACAUCUGCUGCUCUAUAUCACAUAAUGCAUUUUUUUCAUAUCACUAUUGAGAUUCGUAAUGUUUGUGUUUUUCUUGCUCCAUUAUUUUCUUCAUUUACUGUGAUUGUCACUUUUCUUUUAACAAAAGAACUAAAAGAUGCAAGUGCUGGGCUUAUAGCUGCUUCCAUGAUUGCCAUUGUACCUGGUUAUAUUUCUCGAUCUGUGGCUGGUUCAUAUGAUAACGAAGGGAUUGCAAUUUUUUGCAUGCUUUUAACAUAUUAUUUUUGGGUGAAAUCUGUAAAAACUGGAUCUCUGUUUUGGUCUACUUUGUGCUCAUUAGCAUAUUUUUACAUGGUUUCAUCAUGGGGAGGUUAUGUGUUUCUUAUUAACUUGAUACCCAUGCAUGUUUUUGCAUUGAUAAUCACUGGAAGGUUUAGUCACAGAAUUUAUGUUGCUUAUUCAACGGUAUACUGUUUGGGGACUAUUUUGUCAAUGCAAAUUUCUUUUGUUGGGUUCCAACCUGUGCAAACAAGUGAACAUAUGGCGGCGCUUGGUAUAUUUGGUUUAUGUCAAAUACAUGCUUUUGUAGACUAUUUAAGAUACAGACUAAGUCCAGCUCAUUUUGAGGUUCUGUUUAAAUCGUUGGUAAUUAUUGCCGCAAGUCUUGCUGCAUCUGUUGGUGCUAUCUUAACUGUAACUGGCAAAGUAGCUCCAUGGACUGGUCGAUUUUAUUCACUACUUGAUCCUUCAUAUGCCAAAAAUAAUAUUCCAAUUAUUGCCUCAGUAUCUGAACACCAACCUACAACUUGGUCAUCAUUUUAUUUUGAUCUCCAGUUACUAAUGUUUAUGUUUCCAGUUGGUCUUUAUUACUGUUUUGCAAAGCUUACAGAUGCAAACAUUUUUAUUAUAAUUUAUGGUGUUACAAGUAUUUAUUUUUCUGGUGUCAUGGUUCGUCUAAUGUUAGUUUUAGCACCUGUAGCUUGCAUUCUUUCGGGUAUUGGUAUCUCUUCAGUUCUUAUUACUUACAUGAAGAAUUUAGAAAUAUCCUCUACUCAGUUAUCUUCCAAAGUUUCUCAUCGUAAAGCUAAGCAGCAAGAUCCAUCUUACCCUAUUAAAAACGAAGUUGCAACAUUUAUGGUUGCACUUAUGACAUUUUUCCUUGUUACUUAUGUAUUUCAUUGUACAUGGGUUACUUCUGAAGCGUAUUCAUCACCUUCUAUUGUUUUAUCUGCAAAACAAAAUGAUGGAUCUAGGGUCAUUUUUGAUGACUUCAGAGAAGCUUAUUAUUGGUUAAAGCAAAACACUCCAGAGGACUCAAAAGUAAUGUCAUGGUGGGAUUACGGCUACCAGAUUACAGCUAUGGCAAAUCGCACUAUACUUGUUGACAAUAAUACAUGGAAUAAUACACACAUUUCUAGAGUUGGUCAGGCAAUGGCAUCUACUGAAGAUAAGGCAUAUUUGAUAAUGAGAGAGUUAGAUGUGGAUUAUGUUCUUGUGAUAUUUGGUGGUCUUACAGGAUAUGCAUCUGAUGAUAUCAAUAAGUUUUUAUGGAUGGUGAGAAUUGGAGGAAGUACAGACACAGGCAAGCAUAUCAAAGAGCAUGAUUAUUACACUCCAGCUGGUGAGUUUCGUGUUGAUAAAGAAGGAUCGCCAACAUUAUUAAACUGUCUUAUGUACAAGAUGUGUUUUUAUCGUUUCGGAGAAGUUUAUACUGAACAAGGCAAACCUACUGGUUACGAUCGCGUUCGAAAUGCAGAAAUCGGCAACAAGAACUUUGAACUUGAUGUUCUCGAGGAGGCUUUUACAACCGAGCAUUGGUUAGUCAGAAUCUAUAAAGUCAAAGAUCUCGAAAAUAGAGGCUCAUAGCAAAAUUAUUCUUAUAGAAAUUUUUUAUGAAAAUUUAGGGGUAAACAUAAAUUUCAAUUGUUGCAAUUAUUCUAUUGGUUUAGUAAAUCUAUUUUUGUAUCUUGUAAACUAUAGCUUUUAAACAUUAUUUUAUUCACAACGAGAUGCAAAUUUGGUA
This is a messenger RNA of Hydra vulgaris (swiftwater hydra), 2422 nucleotides long. Its product is annotated as dolichyl-diphosphooligosaccharide--protein glycosyltransferase subunit STT3A. Gene Ontology annotation, cellular component: membrane. The record is from RefSeq and is a predicted model, not a curated record. NCBI's taxonomy places the organism in Eukaryota, Metazoa, Cnidaria, Hydrozoa, Anthoathecata, Hydridae. Gene Ontology annotation, molecular function: dolichyl-diphosphooligosaccharide-protein glycotransferase activity. Gene Ontology annotation, biological process: post-translational protein modification.